AUCACUGUCCACAUCUCCCUACGAAGAUUUAUGAUAAAACAGAGAAACCAUGUCUUCUCACCGAAUACACUCAGAAUUAUCCUGUCUAUGAGUCUUACCUGCCCAGAGAUUCCUUUAAGCCCAAGGGGGUAUACAAGAAAGGAUCCAUACCCAUGGAAGGCCUGACCACAUCCAGGAGAGAUUUUGGGCUUCACAAAAUGGUACCAGUGAAAUUCCAUCAGCAUGACCCAUACAUUCCAAGCCAAGAGACUAUGGAUUUACUCACAACAUACAAACACGACUUUAACUACCUCCCUGUCUGUCAAGUUGGCCCCAUCAAACCUCGGGACAGUAAAUUUCCGAAUGGUGACAAGAUACAGUACCUGCCUACGUACAAAGCUGAUUAUUUACCUUGGAACCAACCAAAACGAGAUCUUAUUCGUCCAUCACACAAGUUCCGACCAGAGUCUACCUGGUUUGAAAACAGGACCACACACCAGGAUGACUAUACCAUAAAAGGCCUUGUGACUACUGUGAGCUGUAAGCCUCCGGCCAAACCAAAGCUCUAUAACAUCCCCUUGGAGGAUCUAACUAACUACAAGAUGAGUUAUGUGCCCCACCCUGUGGAGAAGCGCUUUGUUAGAGAGCCUGAGAAAUUUAGACCCUGUGACAUCCCUUUUGAGAACCUGACCACGCACAAAGAGUCCUACCGAGGCCUCCUAGGGGAGCCUGCCAAGAGCUCCAAACCUCCAGCCAAGUUGCCUCCACAAGAUAUACCUUUCUCGAACAGCACAGAGUUUCAAGAUAAGUUCCAAGCUUGGGAAACACCCCAGAUAUUCACCAAAGCUCCUGUUUCCUACGUCCCUCCUGAGGAGAAGAUGGAUCUUUUGACAACUACACAGACCCAUUACAGAUACCUUAAGGGUUUCCCAGCUCAAACUUGCCGACCUGUACCUUCCAUUAAGAAUAGGGGCCAUUUUGAAAGCUCCACCACCACCAAAGAUGACUACAAGCAGUGGGCAGCGGUGCAGACAAAGCCAGUCAAACCCACUCACCAUCUGAGCCUGCCUGUUGAGCCUUUGGACUGCCAGACGACCACUAAGACCUGCUAUGUGCCCCACCCACCUGUCACCACUAAAAACUACAAGCCCGCCUGGGUUGGCCCUCAAAACAUCCCUGUGGAGGGUCUGACUACUUACUCUAUUAGCUUUACUCCCAAGGAAAUGGGCAGAUGCCCAGCAUCAUAUACGGAGCCCCCUGGCUACAUCUUUGAGGAAGUGGAUGCUAUGGGGCACAGGAUAUAUAGGUCAAUUUCUGAGACAGGUUCUAGGCAGAACAGCUGUCUUUCUAUACAUGAUGCAGCAAAGUCUGGCCAGAAAGAACUGGAAGUAUCAGCCUGACUUUGAAAAAUUAUUUAAAAAUUGCACAGUACCUUUAAAAGUAGACAACUAAAAAUUAUUCGUUGAAGAAGAAUUUCUCAAAACAGUAACAAAAAUUAAAACACCUACCUCAGAAUGAAAAAUGUUAUCAACUAUAGAAUAUUUGAAUAGCAUGAGAAUCACUUGAAUAAAGGAAAAUGACAUGUACUCAUUGGCUGGUUAACCCCCUGUAACCCUCCCUCCCUCUACUGUAUCUCUCUCACCCCUUCAGGUCCCUUUUGUUCACGGAAUCAAAGAUGAUCUCAGUGACAUUUCUGUGAUCUUGAUCUAAUUGAAUCAUUGUAUGAAUUGAGAUGAACCUUUGAAAAGGUUGAAGUGCCAAAGAAUAAACCUUAUUUUGGGACACUGAAAAAAAAAA
Peromyscus leucopus (white-footed mouse) is the source of this 1776-nucleotide messenger RNA. RefSeq names its product stabilizer of axonemal microtubules 1-like. The transcript has a single exon. The record is from RefSeq and is a predicted model, not a curated record. Gene Ontology annotation, biological process: microtubule anchoring. Gene Ontology annotation, cellular component: centriole; cytoskeleton; ciliary basal body. NCBI's taxonomy places the organism in Eukaryota, Metazoa, Chordata, Mammalia, Rodentia, Cricetidae. The coding region runs from base 153 to 1379 and encodes 408 amino acids. Gene Ontology annotation, molecular function: microtubule binding.